CAAAGUAUCGGUAGUAGUACGUAGAAUUUGCUUUAUGUUCAAUUUAGGAGAACAGCGAAUAAAUAUGGCAUCAAAUUAUCCACUUGGAUAUGAUGACGAAAGAUUCGAGUCGAUAGUGGACCAAAAUUUCCACUGUUUGAUUUGCUAUAACGUAUUGAAAGAUCCCGUGAUGUGCCGCAGAAACCAGCACUAUUUCUGCAACGGCUGCAUCACGGAACAUCUUCGUACGAAUUUCCAUACAUGCCCAACAUGCGCUGACGAGCUGAGUGUCGAAACGUUGGCUGAAGUUCCAAGAAUUGUGAAGAAUUACCUGGAUGAACGAAAGAUUCGUUGCGAUCAUUACGACAGAGGAUGUCGAGAACUCGUACAGCUGCAGAAUUUAAAGCGACAUGUCGCCGAAUGCGGGUUUACUCCAGUCGUUUGUGGAAAUCAAGGUUGUGGUGAGACAAUCAGUAAAAGAGAUCGUACAUAUCACGAGAGUGAACUGUGUCAAUUUAGAAAGUUGAAGUGUCACAACUGUGGAGAAAUCAGUACGAUAAUAGCGGGAAUAAAAACGGAAAUCGCAAACCAGAACACUAAAAUCAACACGGAAAUGGCACACUCGAACACGAAACUGAAAAACACGGACACGAAAAUAGCAAACGUCGACACGAAACUGGAAAACAUGAACACGAAACAGGAAAAUAUGAACACGAAACUGGAAAACAUGAACACGAAACAGGAAACCAUGAACACGAAAAUAGAGAACUUGCAAGCGAACGUGGAAGCGAAGUUCGAAGCGGUGAAUAAUGAAGUGAGAGGAAUGAAAAUGAGUUUAAAUGAAGUAAAAGAUGGUUUUGAUCACUUGAAAGAAGUAGUACUUGAGAAGAUAGAGAGCAAAGAAAGAAAGCAGGAGGAAAUCACAAGAGAUGUAAGUGGCACAGCGAGUGGCGGGAGAGAAAAUCAACAUAUAUUUGUUGCUGGUGGUUACUGGAAAAUCACUGUAGAAAUAUUUAAUUACCGUCAGAGAUUGUGGUCUUUAUUAGAGCCCAUGCCAGAGAAUCGUAGCAAUGCAUCUUCAUUUGUUUAUAAUAAUCAUGUGACUGUAGUGGGAGGUAUGUGUGCUGGUGCUGCUGUAGAUAACAUGAUCCGAAAGAAGAUUCACCCAGUCCCUGAUCUCUUAAUUAACUGGAGCGACUUUGCUGCCAAACUCCCAGCCAAGAUGUUUGGACACAGCAGUGUGGUGUGCAAGGAUAUGUUGUUGGUUACUGGAGGUUAUAAUACAGAUCAACAUGUCUUCUCUGAUUGUAUUCACGAAAUUCAACUUAAACCACCUCACACUGUUAAACUGGUAUCCACGAUGCCUGAACCAAGAAUUCGUCACAGCGCAGUACUGUGUGAUGAUAGUAUUUUGAUCGUUGGGGGAAGGAAAUCAUGGUACUUCAAAGACAACCUCAGCAGUGUGUUAAGCUAUGACAUCAAGAAGAAUGAAUGUCAACAGUUACCUGCGCUUCCCUAUCCAGUGAGUGAAAUGGCGACAGUCAAGUGGGCUGAGAAUGUCGUGAUCAUUGGUGGGGCUGACAAGGAUGACAGAGCAUUAAACAAUGUUAUAAUUUAUAACAUCAAGACUGGAAACAGUCAUAUGUUGCCUCCCAUGUUACACAAGAGGAAAGGAUGUAUGGCAGUUGUUAUUGAGAAUACAAUUGUAGUACUAGGAGGAAGGGAUGAGAGAGGGAAUGAUUUGAAAUCAGUUGAAGGUUUCAAUUUUGAGCGAUUUUCAUGGCAGGAACUUCCUGACAUGAAGCAAGAAAGAUACCAGGCCACAGCUGUUGUGAUUUAGACUUUCUUGUGUGUAUUAUGUAGAAUAUUUGACAUAUAUCACAAAACUUUAUUCAGAUUUUAUAACAUAUCGAUUAAAGAACUACCUUACUUGUAAUAUAGACACCAUUGAAUAAAAUUUCAUGUCUAUAUAUUGUUUAAGAUUGUGUUUAUCUGAGUAAGCAAUCUCUGAUGAUUUCAGUAAAGAAACUUCAUCUUGCUAGUAGAGACUUCUCUACUAACUUUCUGACAAAAAGUCUUCGCUCGAAAUGUCGAAGUUUGCAAUGUGUAACUAGACUUAGAUUUAUUCAAUUGAUUGCCUUGCACAUCAAGAAAAUCAAAAUAAGACCUCCACAAGAGGGAAGAGCCUGGGAAUGAGUUUGACAUCAAGCUAUUGAGCAUACGCGGUGUUUUAGUUUAGAAAUCCUUUUCGAAAACUCGCAAAGUAAUUCUUUUUCUGCCACUAUAUGUAAGUAUAGUUUUUCUAAUAAAUAUUUUUUAGGAUGUCAAACACUUUCAUCGGACGUUGAAAGAGGCUUGUGACAAACACGAUAAAACCUAUUAUCAGAAAUUCAAAAAGUGGUGCGAUGAUUAUUUUUUUGUAAAAUUUCGAGGUACGUGGUGUUUUGUUACUUGUAUAAAUAAUGACUCGUUUUAUUAUUUGAAGGAAAUGGCCCAAUUUUUACCACCGAUUUUUACCACCCUUCCACCUUAAGACAAACUAACUAGAACAGUGUGAGUCUGGCAUUAGUUCUGAGAAUAAAUCGUGCCUGAUACUUUCCGUGAAACACGGCAAUUUGAUUGGUCAAUACAAUCCCACACGGUAAUUAGAAAAUUUAAAUGCCUUCGCGCGAGUGCGCAGCACGAGUGUUUUAUAUCUGAUAAAGAACGACUACCGAAAAAGUACCCAUCUUAUGAGUUCAUUGGCGAAGUAAUUUUAAAAUUAAACGUUGUCGGAGCUGAGAAAAUCAAAGCUAAGUCUAUGCAAAUUUACAUUAUUUUUUAUCACAUAUACAGGGUGUAUCAGAAAACCUGCAAAACUAUAAUUUGUAUAAUUCUGCUGCUUACUAGCAUUUCAAUGUCUGUGCUACUUAUUUUGCUCCUGGGAUUUGAAAAUACAUUCUAAUUAACCGCGUUGAUAGAAAUUAGAAUAACAUAAAGUUAUUUGUAAUGCAGAAAACUAAUUAUCAGUUCGACUGUGAAUGGGUCAACUAUUGUGUUCACGCAUGCUUGGGAUCAAUUAGCUCUGAAUCAUGCAAAUUCUAAAAACAUUGGACAGGGUGAUUAAAAAAAAAACUGACACCUUUGUUAUUCAAAUUAGCCGCGAAGGAAUCAGUUUUGUUUUACUCAUGCCCUGUAUUUCAAACGUUUGCAGGUUUUUUGAUACACCCUUUGAUACACUCGACUUUCGCACAACCUCGAAACAUCUUGUGUGAGUGGAUGACGCUAUAUUCUGCACGGAAAACCAUUUGGUAUUCAUUUAAUAUCCAGUCAACUCUCAUGCAACUCUUGUUCUCGUUUGACCGGGAUAUGAGCGUUGAGAAAACUUUCAUGCAAACUCUCGCUUGCCAACUCUAAUCCUUGUUUGACCAGGGCAGAAUAUUAACGUCAUAUCUGGGGCCCAUUGUAUAGUUACUGUAAAAAUUAAUUAAUCAUUACAAUUAGAAUCGUGCAUUUUGGCAGGGCCUUUUUUAUCUAUAUAAUUCCCCCCCCCAGCCCUGAUGGUGCCCAAAGGUUUGAUAUUCUAGUAAGUGAACCUUGCUUUGUGUCGUUUGUGAAUUUUAUGUCAUGUCUUUUAUCUUCAAAUGAUUCAAUGUCUUUUUAAAAUUGUUAAACACUAUGUAUUAGUUGUAAAUACCUUAGAUUUUAAAAUGUUCCCAAACCUUAUAGAUUUGAGUUGUUGGAAGCCUAGGCUAAACAAGUUAGUGACCGAGUUGUGGUAUUUAACUGAAGAUAUAGUUAAUUUGCAGUAUAAUGUAAAUGCCUAAUUCCACGACGUGCGAAAUGCGAAAAAGUUCGCGCGAAAAGGUUGAAUGCAUGCGCAACAUGAUUUUGGAAUGUUUCUCUGCGAAAUAUUUCUCUUUGCUGGGUAGUUGAAUUCGUUUCUACUCCGUUACGAAAUGGAAAUAGCGAAGCCAAUCGCUUCACAAAUGCUUGUGUCUUGGCGAAUUUUUUUAUUUUUUUCUCUACUUAAAUCACUACGAGAGAAAAUUUUCGCACAAGUGUGUUUUCGCGCGUAAUUUUUUGCAUUUCGCUCGUCGUGGAAUUAGGCCUUAACGGUCUUAACGCUGUUUAGUAUAAUUACGUAGGUGAUUAUUGAAAAUUCUCCACGCUGAUUGGUUGCCGUUGAGGUGAUUAUUACGCGAUAAUCACCUAAGCGAUUUUCAAAAUGGCGGUCGAAGCCGUUUUGUCAAUUAAAUGACGAAGAAAUGUGCAUUUUAAAAUUUGUUUCCAAAUAAUCACCUAUGAAAUUAUACUAAAACAAUUAUUCACCUCAGGCUCGGUGAUUAUCGUGAAUAAAAACCUCGACUUCGUCUCGGUUUUUAUUCACCGAUAAUCACCUUGCCUUCGGCGAAUAAUUGUUAAAUAUCCAAAAAUCUGUUUCAGAAAACGCACGAAAUGCAGUCCUAGGGAUGGAAAAUUACGAAAAUGUUCUGGGGGAGAUCCAGACCUCAUACUAUUACAUGCGGCACCACAUCAGACCUUUUGUCACCAGAAUCCAUCUGUCAUCUCUCCAUAUACUGAGUAUAGUGGAAAAUACUAUUUCGUUGACCUCAGAAUGACAUUUCGUCAAAACUUUUUUCUUCAAGAUUGGUUUAGAAACAAACUUGGAGUAGGGAUAGGGUUAGGAUAAGGAUUUGGGUUAGAGUUGGUGUUUGGAAUAGGGUUAGUGUUUGUAAAACCGUUGCAUUGUUACGUUCUGUCACUUUGAGGCCAGCGAAAUAACCUCUUCCGAGUAUAGUAUGGUCCCUUUUUGUAGACGCCCCCUCCCCCCAGUGACGAAUUCUUAAAUAGGGCCCUGCAUUUUGGAUUUAACUACGAAAUCAGUAGUUAAAAAGUAGUUAAGAGUUUAAUACAACCGGUUCCAGAUGGUUUACAUAGGUUUAAUUUAUCAUUAAAGGUGAACGACGCGGUGUUGGUGGUAUAUUUUUUGAUGACGUCGACCAACCAAAUCAAGAAGAAGCAUUUCAAUUUGUGAAAAGUUGCGCUCAGGCGGUCAUUCCAUCCUACAUUCCUAUCGUUGAAAAACAUAUGAAAGAUAGCUACACAGCUGAACAAAGACGUUGGCAACAGCUCAGGAGAGGACGGUGAGUUCAAGCAUGAUAAAAAUAAUAAAUUUAUCUAUUGUUGAUACAUUAGGGGCGCACCCCCUCCCCCAUAGAUAAUGUUCAGCACCACCCUAAAAAAUGUGUUGACCGUACAUUUUCUGCUUUUCGAAUAACUAGUAGCGGAUCUUCUACUGUUGGUGGCCGGACAUUUUGCCGAAAGACACUUUGCCGAAAGACAUUUUGCCCAAAGACAUUUUGCCGACGGACGUUUUGCCGAACGGACGUUUUGCCGAACGGACAUUUUGCCGAAUGUACAUUUUGCCGAACGGACAGUUUGACGAACGGACAUUUUGCCGAAAAUAGAGAUAUCUUCUGAACUUUAAAGGUUCUCUUACACGGUCAAAGUUUCUGUGAUUAAAGUCAUUAAUUGUUGAUUUUGAUGACAGAAACUUUGAUAGUGAAGUAUAGUUUCGUUUUAUAUUCUUUCAAGUCUUUGACAAGUUUACGGAAUAUUCGCGAUAUAAAGAAUAACAUCAUUCAACAUCAUUCAUGAAUGUGAUUUCCCCGAGAACUGUGAAUGUAUUCCAUGAUUCUCGAAGUGAAAUUCGCUUACGUCGUCUUUAUAUACGCUUCUUUGUUUAUGAUCUGACGUCAAAACACGUUCCUAACAAAUGAGUCAUCCGCUGGACAAACAAGCUACCAAUAGUCAAUAUGGUUAUGCAUUGCUAACAACCAUUAUGCACCGCUAAUGACCAUUACAGUAUGCACUGCUAAUGACCAUAUAAUGUUUAUUUUACACAAUGGUUGAGAAUUACACAGUUGAGAAAUGAGUCACAGUCCCAAACAUUUUGAUGAAAUAACAUCUUUAUUUUCGGCAAGUUGUCCUUUCGGCAAACUGUCUGUUCGGCAAAGUGUCUUUCGGCAAAAUGUGCGGGUACCUCUACUGUUAGCGCGUGUCGAUCUCGUGAAACGAGUUAAUUGAUAAUACUCAGAACGCUUUAGCUAAAUAUCAUGUAGGUUAAAUAUAUAAACAUGUCGAGGUUGUUAAACAGCUAUAUUUUCAAGUAUACUGUACUUUAUCAAGCGAGUUUACUUUACUGUACUGCAGGUUGUAACAAACCUGCAGCAGAUUUGUUGCAAUGCUGUUCCAACAACUUGUCAACCGGAUGUGUUCGCACUGCUUGUUCCCAGCUUGUUGAGAAUUGGUCAACGGCUUAUUGACAACUUACUACAAGGCUGUUGAGCUCAACAGACUUGUUACAAGUUGUUCCAACGACUUGUUAUCAUCAAGUUGUGAGUGACAACCUUGUAGCAACUUGAUGCAAUAACAGCAUUGUUAAAACUUGUUGACAGGCGUUCUACAAGCCUGUUGCAAACACAUCUUGUUGACAAGUUGCGAGAUUUUUACGUGUGUACACACGUAAAAACACACAAGUUGUUACAGGUUUGCAAACAAGUUGUUACAAAUCUGUUCACAAGUUUUCGACAAGUUGUGUUCGCACUGCUUGUUCCUAAGUUGUUGUAACAAGUUUGGAACAAGCUGUUAACAGUUUGUAGCAAGCUUCAUGACAUUAUCAGAUAUGGUACAAGGCUGUUCUAACACGUCUGAUACGGUCAUGACAUACCAAGAUUGUUACAAUAUUGUUAUAUCCUGACUGUAUCAGACUUGUUGGAACAACCUUGCAACAGGUCUGUUAAGCCAGUUUUCCAUUUCAACCGUAUCGUACCGAAACGUAGCGUAUUUCUUUGUUUCCUGAGCACUAGUGUGGAACUAAUGACUUCAACACAAAAGAAAAUGCUACGAUACGUUACGAUACGGUUGAAGUGGAAAACUGGCUUUAGUAUCAACAAGGUUGUUACACGUCGUUAAAGUGCCUAUGACACGAAAUUUCACCCCAAAGGUUUAUGGUUGCAUUGUAAAGAUCACUUAAAAUGACUUAAUAAUUUCUUUUAUAGAAUUUUGGUAACUUGGUCCAUUUUCAAGAUAUUCAACUUUGUUUCAUAUGCAAAUAUCACCGGUGUGACAUCACAUCACAUCACAUAACGAGUUUUCAGAAAAGUAUAGUUUUCGUGACGAAUACGUAUCUAAAAAACUGCCCUUGUAUAAGUAUUAAUUUCAUAACUGAUAAUUAACCCUCUGUAUUUGUUUGUAAAAAUAUUUUAUCAAAGUAAAAUAUUGCGUUUUCAAAAUUUCAUUAUGCGAUGUGAUGUCACACCGGUGAUAUUUGCAUAUGAAACAAAGUUGAAUAUCUUGCAAAGGAAGCAAGUUACCAAAAUUCUAUAAAAGAAAUUAUUAAGUCAUUUUAAGUGAUCUUUACAAUGCAAUCAUAAACAUUUGGGGUGAAAUUUCGUGUCAUAGGCACUUUAACAGCUUGCUCCAAACUUUGUUGACAACUUUGGACAAGCAGUGCGAACACAACUUGUUGACGGCUUGUUGGCAGACUUGCUACAAGAUGUGAGAUUUUUACGAAUAUAACCCAUCUUAUUUUCUCUGCUUCUAGGUACGUUGAAUUCAAUCUCGUCUAUGACCGAGGCACAAAGUUCGGUCUAUACACCCCUGGCGCAAGAAUUGAAAGUAUUCUAAUGUCACUACCGCUGACAGCACGUUGGGAAUACAUGCACAACCCGUCACCAGGUAGUCAAGAAGCUAAGCUGAUGGAUGUCCUUAAGAAUCCAAAGGACUGGGUAUAGCUGACGAAUAAUGGAGGAAUUAUGAUGACAAUGAGAUAAGUUUUGAAAUGGAUGAUUCAGCUAUCGACUAAUUUUUUAUCUAGAC
Messenger RNA from Paramuricea clavata, 7842 nucleotides. Lineage: Eukaryota; Metazoa; Cnidaria; Anthozoa; Malacalcyonacea; Plexauridae. The record is from the annotation of a GenBank genome assembly.